Molecule: messenger RNA, 1652 nt
Organism: Phyllostomus discolor (pale spear-nosed bat)
Lineage: Eukaryota; Metazoa; Chordata; Mammalia; Chiroptera; Phyllostomidae
Gene: GPR12
Product: G protein-coupled receptor 12
Exons: 2
Coding region: 202-1209 (335 amino acids)
Biological process (GO): G protein-coupled receptor signaling pathway
Cellular component (GO): membrane
Molecular function (GO): G protein-coupled receptor activity
Source: RefSeq, a predicted model, not a curated record
CGCUCCAGCCCAGCCCGCCGCUCACCUGGCGCCCGCGGCUCACCUGGCGCCCAGCGCGCCCCCGGCUUCCAGCCCUUCUCACGGCCACAGCCUUUCGCGGCCGCACGCCGCGGCGCCCACCUGCGACACGGUUUGCCACGUGCUCCGGACGCGUCGGAGGAGCCCCCUCGGCCUGCGAGCUCCAAGAGGCCAGGGGUUAAAAUGAACGGAGACCCGAAGGUCAAUUUCAGCGGCUUGCUUCGGGAUUACUUAGAUGCCGGUGCUGCUCCAGAGAACAUCUCGGCUGCCGUCUCCCCCCAGGUUCCUGUUGUGGAGCCACAGCCAGAGCUCGUGGUCAACCCCUGGGACAUUGUCCUGUGUACCUCAGGAACUGUCAUCUCCUGUGAAAAUGCUGUGGUGGUCCUCAUCAUCUUCCAUAACCCCAGCCUCCGAGCACCCAUGUUCCUGCUGAUAGGCAGCCUGGCUCUGGCAGACCUGCUGGCGGGCAUUGGACUCAUCAUCAAUUUUGUUUUUGCCUACCUGCUUCAGUCAGAAGCCACCAAGCUGGUCACAAUUGGACUCAUUGUCGCCUCUUUCUCCGCCUCUGUCUGCAGCUUGCUGGCCAUCACUGUUGACCGCUACCUCUCCCUGUAUUAUGCUUUGACAUACCAUUCGGAGAGGACAGUCACAUUUACCUAUGUCAUGCUUAUCAUGCUCUGGGGGACCUCCAUCUGCCUGGGACUGCUGCCCAUCCUGGGCUGGAACUGCCUCAGAGACGAGUCCACCUGCAGCGUGGUCAGACCACUCACCAAGAACAACGCGGCCAUCCUUUCCAUCUCCUUCCUCUUCAUGUUCGCGCUCAUGCUCCAGCUCUACAUUCAGAUCUGUAAGAUCGUCAUGAGGCACGCCCACCAGAUAGCCCUGCAGCACCACUUCCUGGCCACCUCGCACUACGUGACCACCCGGAAAGGGGUCUCCACCCUGGCCAUCAUCCUGGGGACCUUUGCUGCUUGCUGGAUGCCUUUCACCCUCUAUUCCUUGAUAGCUGAUUACACCUAUCCCUCCAUCUACACGUAUGCCACCCUCCUGCCCGCCACCUACAAUUCUGUCAUCAAUCCUGUCAUAUAUGCUUUCAGAAACCAAGAGAUCCAGAAAGCCCUUUGCCUCGUUUGUUGCGGCUGCAUCCCAUCCAGCCUCUCCCAGAGAGCUCGGUCACCCAGCGAUGUGUAGCAGCCUUCCACUCCCAAGCUCCUGCACACCCAGCGCUGCAUUUACCAAGCACUUCCACUGCCCGGCCAACGGUUGAGAUGCUUUCCUUAAAUUCUUUAUACUGGAUUCUCUUUGGAUCCACAGGAACCCUUAGCAUUUGUGAAGCUUCCAGUCAGAUGAGUUAAGUAAUUGAAGCGAAAAUAAUCUUACCAGUGUUUUCACCCUUUUAAAAAAAAGGUGUUGAGUUCUUUGCUCAACAUUUUUUGUGUGUGUGUUUUGUUUGGGAAUGGGGGAUUUGUUUUAUAUUUUAUUUGGAGACAAGGUUUUUAUAUUUUAUUUGUUUGGAGGGUUGGUGGUGGUUCAGAAAGGAAGGGAUGUGACAUGACCAUGAUGUUAUACAAAAGUAAACUGGUCCCAGAGUUUUUACCUGGACUUCAAAAUAAAACUGAGUUAUUGAGGAAAAU